AUGAAGAGGAGAGCAUCUGAAAGGGAUUCUGGAGAGACCUCUGCCAGAUCCAAGGCACUCUGCACCAGUAUCUCGGGAAGUAAUGCAAAGAGGGCAGGUCCUUUCAUUCUUGGUCCUCGUUUAGGGAACUCUCCUGUCCCAAGCAUUGUCCAGUGCUUGGCAAGGAAAGAUGGCACAGAUGACUUUUAUCAGCUUAAGAUCCUGAGCCUGGAAGAAAGACCUGACAAAUCAGGGGAGACACAGGAAGAGAGACAAGGCAAAAUGCUGCUGCAUACGGAAUAUUCUUUAUUAUCUCUUCUGCACAAUCAAGAUGGAGUGGUCCAUCACCAUGGUCUUUUCCAGGACCGGACAUGUGAAAUUUCAGAAGAUCUGGAUGCCAACAAGCUAGUGAGGAAGAUGCGUAAACGGAUAUGUCUGGUGCUGGAUUGUCUUUGUGCCCAUGAUUUCAGUGAUAAGACUGCAGACCUAAUCAAUUUACAACAUUAUGUCAUCAAAGAGAAGAGACUGGGAGAACGGGAAACAGUAGUUAUCUUCUAUGAUGUUGUCCGAGUAGUAGAAGCCCUGCACAAGAAAAAUAUUGUACAUAGAGACUUGAAGCUGGGUAAUAUGGUGCUGAACAAGAGAACUCAUAGAAUAACCAUCACUAAUUUCUGCCUUGGGAAACACUUGGUGAGUGAAGAUGACCUAUUGAAAGAUCAGAGAGGAAGUCCAGCAUACAUCAGUCCUGAUGUACUUAGUGGUCGGCCUUAUCGAGGAAAGCCAAGUGACAUGUGGGCUCUGGGUGUAGUCCUUUUUACCAUGUUGUAUGGUCAGUUUCCCUUCUAUGACAGCAUACCUCAAGAACUUUUUCGCAAAAUUAAGGCAGCAGAAUACUCUAUCCCAGAGGAUGGCAGAGUAUCGGAGAAUACAGUUUGUCUAAUAAGAAAGUUGCUGGUUUUGGAUCCUCAGCAGCGCCUGACUGCAUCUGAGGUUCUGGAGUCUCUUGGAGGAAUCAUAUCUUCAUGGCAAUCAAUGUCCUCGUUAAGUGGCCCGCUGCAGGUUGUUCCUGACAUUGAUCAUGUGACAAGUCCAGAGAACUUGCAGGAGACAAAAGUGACAGAAGAAUCAUCUCAGUAUGAGUUUGAAAACUACAUGCGGCAGCAGCUUCUUCUGGCAGAGGAGAAAAACACAAUCCACGAAGCCAAGAACUUCCCUCAGAAACGUCACUUUGGCAAUUUCCCACCCAUUAGAAGGUUGGGAUAUGAUGCUCAGCCAGUGAGCCCUUUGGACGCUGCAAUUUUGGCCCAGCGAUACCUGCCUCCACCACACCUGACUCUUCCCAGUUCUCACUAA
This is a messenger RNA of Staurois parvus, 1332 nucleotides long. The record is from the annotation of a GenBank genome assembly. Lineage: Eukaryota; Metazoa; Chordata; Amphibia; Anura; Ranidae.